Messenger RNA from Phycomyces blakesleeanus NRRL 1555(-), 951 nucleotides. RefSeq lists its product as hypothetical. The coding region runs from base 1 to 951 and encodes 316 amino acids. The record is from RefSeq and is a predicted model, not a curated record. Lineage: Eukaryota; Fungi; Mucoromycota; Mucoromycetes; Mucorales; Phycomycetaceae. The transcript is spliced from 5 exons.
AUGCCUUCGAAUAACAGUAAAAAGUCAGACCGCAAAGGAAAAGAGAAAGCAAAUGCAAGUACAAGUGCAUCUACUUCCAUCAGUCAUGUUUUGACUGGCCGUGUUUUGCCUAGCAAAAUUGCCCCAAGUCUCCCACUGAUUGCUAACCAAGACCAGAGAUAUAUGGAUAUUGUUGACAUGUUUAACAAAGUCAAUGAAAACAUUGAAGGUGUUAAGAGUGACAUUGCUAAUGUCAAUACAAACAUGACUACUUUCAAGAACAAGCUUGGAGUAUUGGUUGGCACGUCUGAAAAGACAAAUAUGGCUUUUGUUGAAUUUGCCAAAGCCUAUGCCAAUGACCAGGCCCGCAUGGCUAGUGUAAGAUCAUCUUUGAUGUCAUAUUCCGCCCCUCCACUCUCUCUCAGUGAUGCUAAAAUGACUGCAGUUAUUUUGGAAAUUCUGAAGGCAACAGUAUGGAAAGCAAACUUUCAGUCCGAUGACCCCAAGUGGAACAAGAAUGAGAAAAUCAAUUACCCUGAUAAUGUUGUGGUGAUCAAGUACCUCAAAAGCUAUAUUCUUGCACAACCACGUGCAAGUGGGUUUUCCCACAAGUUUGUAGUUGAUAAAAUCAAAAACAACUACAAAUAUUACCAUCAUAAAACUCAUAUGACAGAUGAACAAAAGGCUGCUACAAGAAGCAAAGGGAGAGCAAACAGCCAUACUGAUCAGUGCACAUAUAACAGUAACUGGGUGGUCUUUGAUGCUGCAAUGGGGUUUAAGGCUGGAAACCCUGCUGAGAAGUUCAACAGAUUGUUGGCAAUUGUUGAUGACAUUGCGGCAGACCAUGACUUGCAAAAUGCAGGUGUGGGAACAAAGUCAAGAAUGAAAAGAUAUCAAACAACAGUAUUGCCUUGCUCUAUUCCCACCAGUCUCUCUUGGUCAUUGCCUGGUUGGGCAAUCAACAAUGAAUAA